Molecule: messenger RNA, 918 nt
Organism: Pan troglodytes (chimpanzee)
Lineage: Eukaryota; Metazoa; Chordata; Mammalia; Primates; Hominidae
Gene: TARM1
Product: T cell-interacting, activating receptor on myeloid cells 1
Exons: 4
Coding region: 1-810 (269 amino acids)
Biological process (GO): immune response-regulating signaling pathway
Cellular component (GO): plasma membrane
Source: RefSeq, a predicted model, not a curated record
AUGGUCAAGGAGAAUCUCUGGGAAAGGAUGGAGGAGCUGGAAGUCGAGCGGAAGCCACAGUCCAGGUCACUGCCCAAGCCGUCCCUCAGUGCCUGGCCCAGCUCGGUGGUCCCUGCCAACAGCAAUGUGACGCUUCGAUGUUGGACUCCUGCCAGAGGUGUGAGCUUUGUUCUCAGGAAGGGAGGAAUUAUUCUGGAGUCCCCGAAGCCCCUUGAUUCUACAGAGGGUGCGGCCAAAUUUCACCUCAAUAAUCUAAAAGUCAGAAAUGCUGGAGAGUACACCUGUGAAUACUACAGAAAAGCAUCCCCCCACAUCCUUUCACAGCGCAGUGACGUCCUUCUACUGUUGGUGACAGGACAUUUAUCUAAACCUUUCCUCCGAACCUACCAAAGGGGUACAGUGACCGCAGGUGGAAGGGUGACUCUGCAGUGCCAGAAGCGAGACCAAUUGUUUGUGCCUAUCAUGUUCGCUCUACUGAAGGCAGGGACGCCAUCUCCCAUCCAGCUGCAGAGUCCAGCGGGGAAGGAGAUAGACUUCUCUCUGGUGGACGUGACGGCCGGCGAUGCUGGGAACUACAGCUGCAUGUACUACCAGACAAAGUCUCCCUUCUGGGCCUCAGAACCCAGUGAUCAGCUUGAGAUAUUGGUGACAGUUCCCCCAGGUACCACAUCGAGCAACUACUCCCUGGGUAACUUCGUACGACUGGGUCUGGCUGCCAUAAUUGUGGUUAUCAUGGGAGCUUUCCUGGUGGAGGCCUGGUACAGCCGGAAUGUGUCUCCAGGUGAAUCAGAGGCCUUCAAACCAGAGUGACUCCAUCUUGAACCGGGGCUGGGUAAACUGAGGCUGCAACCUGCUGGACUGCAUUCCCAGGGGGUUAAGGCUUUCUAAGUCACAGGAUGAGACAGGUCACAACAUACA